Molecule: messenger RNA, 2760 nt
Organism: Saccharomyces paradoxus
Lineage: Eukaryota; Fungi; Ascomycota; Saccharomycetes; Saccharomycetales; Saccharomycetaceae
Product: non-specific serine/threonine protein kinase
Exons: 1
Coding region: 1-2760 (919 amino acids)
Biological process (GO): regulation of cytokinesis; mitotic spindle organization; protein phosphorylation
Cellular component (GO): spindle microtubule; spindle pole centrosome; spindle midzone
Molecular function (GO): protein kinase activity; ATP binding
Source: RefSeq, a predicted model, not a curated record
AUGGUUAAGCCUGUUGGAUCUUCGAAGGUGGAACAAAAUAAUAUAAAAAGCAUUAUCGGAUCAUCGUAUAAUCGACUGUACAGCCAGUUUACUUCUGAUGAGUUGACAGAAGUGGGAAACUACAAGAUAUUAAAACAAAUAGGGGAAGGAAGUUUUGGAAAAGUAUAUUUAGCGCUUCAUAGACCAACGCAUCGUAAAGUCUGCCUAAAGACAAGCGAUAAGAAUGAUCCUAAUAUCGUUAGAGAGGUAUUUUACCACAGACAGUUCGAUUUUCCUUAUAUCACAAAGCUUUAUGAAGUGAUAGUAACAGAAUCUAAAGUGUGGAUGGCAUUAGAAUACUGCCCAGGAAAGGAAUUAUAUGACCAUUUACUUUCUCUGCGUAGAAUAUCGUUAUUGGAAUGCGGAGAGUUGUUUGCACAAAUUUCAGGUGCUGUUUACUAUGCGCAUUCAAUGCAUUGUGUUCAUAGAGAUUUGAAAUUGGAGAAUAUUCUAUUAGACAAAAAUGGAAAUGCUAAAUUGACAGAUUUUGGCUUUACGAGAGAAUGUAUGACAAAGACAACGUUAGAAACGGUUUGCGGUACUACAGUUUAUAUGGCGCCAGAAUUAAUAGAGAGAAAAACAUAUGAUGGGUUUAAGAUCGAUAUAUGGUCAUUGGGAGUGAUAUUAUACACAUUAAUUACGGGAUCUUUGCCAUUUGAUGAUGAUGAUGAGGCUAAAACCAAAUGGAAAAUCGUCAAUGAAGAACCAAAAUACGAUUCUAAAGUCAUUCCCGAUGAUGCCAAGGAUUUAAUCUCACGAUUAUUGGCUAAAAGUCCAGGAGAGCGUCCAUCGUUGUCACAAGUUUUGCGCCACCCUUUCCUACAGCCUUACGGUUCAGUGGUUUUAGACCAGACUGAGAAAAUUUUGUGCAGACAGCGUAGUGGAGGGACUCAGUUUAAAAGUAAAUUAGAAAGGCGAUUGCUAAAGCGUCUUAAACAAUCAGGCGUUGAUACCCAAGCAAUAAAACAAUCAAUUCUGAAAAGAAAGUGCGAUUCGCUAUCAGGUCUAUGGCUAUUAUUGUUAGCACAAGGGAAAAAACAAGAAAAUUGUAAAUAUCCGAAAAGAAGCAGGUCAGUUUUAUCAGUCAAAAAGGUUAUUGAAAGUGCUACGCAUAACGACACUAAUGGUAUUUGCGGCGACGUUUUGAAACCCUCGAUUGAACUUUCUAGAGCUACUUCAUUGAGUAAAAUGCUUAAUAAAGGCUCGGAUAUCGUAACGUCGAUGACUCCGGUUAGCAGAAAGAAGUCUAAAGAUUCGGUACAAGUUCUAAAUCCCACUCUUUCUAAAUCAUCUUCACAGAGGGUUUAUAGCCACUCUAUUGCAAGUUCUCCUCGAAAGUCCAAUAAUUUUUUACAAAAAGUUUCUAGUUUUUUCAAAUCAAAAAAGAAUUCCAACAGCAAUAGCAAUAACAGUAUUCAUACAGGUAUUAGCGACACCUUAAUUGCAAGCAACAGAGGGGCCCCUUCUUCAGGAUCGUUUCUCAAAAAAAACAGUAAUUCUCUUCAGAAAUCAAGAACAGAUACUAUUGCGAAUUCUUCAAGGACAAACUCUAAAGAAUCGUUAAAAAAGAAUGUUGUUGUUGGCGCCAUUGUACCACGAAACGCUAAUAAUAUUUCAUCAGAGAAUAAUAAAGCUUCUGGGAAUGCGGUGGGAGGCCUAAAAGCAGCUCCGGAGUUGUUGUUAAACGAACACAUUCGAAUAGAGGAACCUCGUCUCAAACGCUUCAAAUCAUCCAUAUCAAGUGAAAUAUCUCAAACUUCUACUGGUAAUUAUGACAGCGAAUCCGCGGAAAAUUCUAGGUCUAUUUCUUUUGAUGGGAAAGUUUCUCCCCCACCGAUACGAACCCGGCCAUUAUCAGAGAUAUCGCAAAUUUCAAAUGACACUUAUAUUUCUGAGUACUCCACUGAUGGUAAUAAUUCGUCAUUCAAAAUUUCUGAUACAGUCAAGCCAAGCUAUAUACGUAAAGGCUCCGAGACUACGUCACAAUAUUCAGCUUCAUCCGAAAAAAUGACGAACGGCUACGGUAGGAAGUUCGUCAGGAGAGAUUUAAGCAUUGUAUCAACAGCAUCGAGCACCUCUGAGAGAAGUUCGAGAACAGAUUCCUUUUACGAUAUCACGACAGCCACGCCGAUUGUAAGCACUGAUAAUAGAGGCAGCAAAAACAGUAACCUGAAGGAGUCCGUUUUGCCUAGAUUUGGGGCCCAAAGGCCUUGGACAGGCAAAAGGACUUAUACCACAUCUCGGCAUGGCAAAAAUGCUCGACGUUCAUCUAAAAGAGGUCUGUUCAAGAUAUCCUCUCCAAAUACCGACUCUAUCAUUCAGGAAGUAAGUUCGUCAGAAGAAGAAGACCAUAAUGUUAUAUACAGUAAGGGAAAGGGUUUGCCAACACCGGUUUUGCAAACCAAAGGAUUAAUAGAGAAUGGGUUGGACGAAAAUGAUGAAGAAGGGGACGACGAGUAUGCGAUUCACACCGACGGAGAAUUUUCAAUCAAACCACAGUUUUCUAAUGACGUUACCGACAAGCAGAACCAUUUGCCAAGUGUGAAGGCAGUGGCGACUAAACGUUCGUUGAGCGAAGGUAGUAAUUGGUCCAGUAGCUACCUGGAUUCGGAUGGUAAUCGACAGCGGAUAUCUUCAUUGCUAGUGGAGGAUGGCGGAAAUCCUACAGCGUACGUACCGGAUAGCAGAAUCGAUGGAAAAGAGACCAAAAGAGUACUGUGA